Stegodyphus dumicola is the source of this 1143-nucleotide messenger RNA. RefSeq lists its product as uncharacterized. Lineage: Eukaryota; Metazoa; Arthropoda; Arachnida; Araneae; Eresidae. The record is from RefSeq and is a predicted model, not a curated record.
AUGCAGGGCCGCAAAGUCAAGCAUCUACUUAGCAUACAAAGGCCUUUUCUCCUGAAUGUCACCAAGGCCUUCCGAACAUCCCCUACAAAUGCGUUAUGCGUACUAGCGGGAUUGCUACCGCUCCAUCUGAGCGUAGAAAAGGAAGCAGCCUAUCAGGAGAUCACUCAACUUGGCAAUCUAACCACCUUCAGAGACGAGCUAUACUCACCAGCCGAAUUUGAACAAAAGAUGAUACGCCUUGCCGAUCACCCCUCAACGCAGGGACAGGGAGUAAAGAUUAGCAUCAAGCAAAACACCAAUGUAAAGGAAGAUGAUCUAGUCUAUUAUACCGACGGGUCAAAACUAGAUGAAAAUACAGGUUGCGCCUAUGUUGCCCUCAGACAGCAAAGCACAAUAGCACAAUGGAAAGGUCACCUGGACACAAACAACAGCGUGUUCCAGAGUGAAGUAAUGGCCAUCAAACAAGCUCUACUUACGAUAAUCCAACAGCGGCAAAGAGACAGCUUCAUUAUAACAGACAGCCUCUCCUCCCUGUAUGCAAUUGUGAACCCUGUGCACAGCUCCCCACUGAUUGCAGAGAUUCAGACACAUCUGCGCGACCACAGCCAUCUUAACACCAGGAUAGAAUGGACCAAGGCCCACGUCGGCAACAGGGGGAACGAGCAAGCAGAUCAACUUGCAAAGGAGGCUGCAAGAAACAUCAAUGCGGAACAUAUCACCAUCCCUUGGCCAGUUUCAUAUUUAAAGAAAAGUCUGAAACACAAGGCAAAAUCCGUUUGGCAGGAGGAAUGGGAUACUGGUGAGACAGGACGCCGUGCUCACUAUCACGUCCCUACGGUAGACUCAGACCGUCUCAUAGUGCAUGCACAAAUGGUCCGAUACAUUACCGGACACGGUCCUUUUCCCGUGUACUAUGAAAAACACGGGAUCGCACAAAAUGCACAUUGUAUAUGUGGUGAGAUGGGCACCCCAGAUCAUUAUGUUACCCAAUGCCCGCUUACAGCAGAUCUGCACCUGCCAAUUCCAACUACAAACACGCAGGCUUUCUGCAGAUUUAUGGUUAAAGACAAACGUACUGUCCGAAAAAUCAACAAGAUAGUUGAUAAACUCAUGAACGUGGGCACAGACUUAUGUCUAAUCUAA